Messenger RNA from Auanema sp. JU1783, 2667 nucleotides. NCBI's taxonomy places the organism in Eukaryota, Metazoa, Nematoda, Chromadorea, Rhabditida, Rhabditidae. The record is from the annotation of a GenBank genome assembly.
AUGUCCACAACUGAAAAAGCACUGAUUUCAAGAAUGGUUGAUCCUUUGACGAAAGUCUCCAUACUCUCACCUUUGGCAAUGUUGCAGCUGCAUCAUCAUAAGCCUAAAAAAAGUUGGAUAAGGAGUGUGAUGUCCGAUGUAAAACGUUCUUUGCUCGAUAUGGGUCCUGGGAAGACAGAAGUGGAGGAGGAAGAAGCUGAAGAGAUGCAAGAAGAAGAAUCUAAAGAAACCUUUUCUGAAUUUUGUUCGAGACAAGCUCGAAAUGUUGUACAUUUUUUGGUAGAAGACUGGUGCUUAUCAGCCUUAUUAGGAAUAAUUACAGCUGUAUUAUCUGUUGGAAUGGAUGUUGCCAUUGAAUCUCUCCAACAUCUUCAUGUAGUAGUUUAUGAUAAGCUUAUUCUUGUUUCUUCCUACCUGGCAUGCUCUGUAUGGAUAUUUCAUGUUGUUUUCUUUACUACAGUUGCUGCAAUAUUUUGUCAAAUAGUAUCGAAACAAGCCGUUGGAUCUGGUAUUCCGGAAGUCAAAGUGAUAAUGCAUGGAUUUAAAAUGAAUAAUUAUCUUACCUUUCCAACUCUUAUAGCUAAAAUGGUUGGAUUAACAUUUGCCAUGGGAGCUGGAUUACCCAUGGGGAAGGAGGGACCAUUUGUACAUAUUGGAGCUAUCGUGGCUACUUUGUUAUCAAAGCUGACGGCAAGAUGUCAAUACUCUGCGUUCUUCUCAAACGAGGGUCGUGAAAUGGAGAUGCUCUCAAGUGGUUGUGCUGUAGGAAUCGCCUGUACAUUCAGUGCCCCAAUUGGAGCUGUUUUGUAUGCCAUCGAAUCAACUUCAAAGUAUUUUGCUGUAAAAAGCUACUGGAGAAGCUUUUUAGCUGCUACUUGCUCAGCUAUUGUUUUCCGAUUUGCUAAUUUCUUUGUAACAGCGGCUCAAUCUGGAACCAUAACGGCAUUCUAUCAAACCAAGUUCCCCACAGACCCUUUCCUGGUCGAAGAAUUGCCUGUGUUUCUAUUGCUUGGCUUCAUUAAUGGAGUAAUGGCUUCACUCUUCAUCUAUACUCAUCGGAAGAUAUCCUUGUUUCGACAGAGGAAUGGAAUCAUCAAGUUAAUAUUCAGAAAUAAUUUCCUCAGUUUUACUGUUUUCAUUGCAUUCGUGUGUGGAGUUCUGACUUAUCCUCCCGGAAUAGGAAGAUUCAUAGCUGGAAAACUUACAUUCCGAGAAACAAUGGCUGACUUCUUCAACAAUUGUACUUGGUAUUCGAAUGAUAGUUGGAGAAGAUGCCCAGACAGUCUGAUAGAACAUUGGACAGGUGGUCCACAAGGAGGUCUUUCAAUAUUCACAACAUUAUCAUCAUACUAUAUAGUUUAUUAUCUGCUUGUUGCCAUUGUUAUAUCAAUUAACGUACCCGCAGGAGUUUUCGUGCCUUCUAUGGUCAUUGGUGCAACUGGCGGUCGUAUACUUGGAGAGUUUAUGGUCUUUCUCUUUCCCGAGGGUAUGAGAGGUCCCGGUGGCCCUGUAAUCUAUCCCGGCUUGUAUGCGGUCGUAGGAUCAGCUGCUUUCACAGGAGCUGUCACGCAUACAUUAUCUGUUUCUGUUAUAAUUUGUGAAUUGACGGGUCAAUUAGCUCCUAUUCUACCUGUUUUGAUUGCUAUGUUAAUGGGAAAUGCUAUCUGUAAAUUCUUGCAGCCAUCCAUAUAUGAGAGUAUAAUCAGAAUAAAGAAAUAUCCAUACUUGCCGGAUUUACCGCCAUCACGUAUCAGUGUCUACACUGUGAAAGUGGAACAGCUGAUGGUUACUGAUAUCAUUUAUAUAACGAAAACAAUGACGUACAGAGAAAUGAAGGAUGUUCUUCAAUCUGCUCCUCAUCUGAAAAGUUUACCAAUCGUGACAGAUCAUGAAAGUAAAAUAUUAGUUGGAUCUGUUGCAAAAAGAUAUUUGACUAUGCUUCUUAGAAGACAUGUACUUGUCACUCAGCAAGAUAGCCGAGCAAGUGUUCGAAUCACACCAGCUGAGAUCUUUAACACAAUUCGAAGAACCAGUAUGAGGUUAUCUAAGCGUUCCCCUCAUCGGAAAUCACGUGAAGGAAGAGAUUCGAAAACAAACUCUGAUAGUAACGGCACAACAGAUGGAGAUAUAACAACGAGGAGCAACGACACUGAACAAGUUGAGCUUAUAUCUGAUCGAACGUAUAGCGGAAAUACUUUGUUAUCUAUCUCCCCUCUCCAUGCUCCAAAUUCAGUUCCUUUGCAAGCUGUUUUCACUAGACCAUCUAUUCAUGAACUGAACAAAGAUAUUGACCAGGAAGCUUUGCUCGACAGAGUGAUCGACUUAGACGAAAUCGCCAUCGACGCAGCACCAUUCCAGCUUGUUCUUGGAUCUUCACUUUAUAAAGUUCACACAUUAUUUUCAUUAUUGGGAUUGUCACAUGCUUAUGUGACCGAUUGUGGAAGGCUAGUCGGUGUUGUUGGACUCAAAGAACUUCGGGAUGCUAUGGCGAAUAUCUAUCUACGUGGUGCCGUUGUUCCAACGAAAAAUGAACGAAAACAAACAUCUUCAUCACAUCCUCUGUUCAAAGACAAUAUCGAACAAGCAAAUGCAACAAAUGGAGUUAUAAUAUCUGCGACGGAGCCAUCUAAAUAUGGAAAUCUUCUAACAGUACCACAAGCCUUAUAA